Molecule: messenger RNA, 1451 nt
Organism: Dioscorea cayenensis subsp. rotundata (Guinea yam)
Lineage: Eukaryota; Viridiplantae; Streptophyta; Magnoliopsida; Dioscoreales; Dioscoreaceae
Product: zinc finger protein WIP2-like
Exons: 2
Coding region: 72-1157 (361 amino acids)
Biological process (GO): regulation of gene expression; anatomical structure development
Cellular component (GO): nucleus
Molecular function (GO): DNA-binding transcription factor activity
Source: RefSeq, a predicted model, not a curated record
CUAUAAUAAUCAGUCUCUCCACUCAAGUCUCAACACACACACACACACACACACACACACACACAGCAAUCAUGCAACACCCAUACACCAAUAUUUCCUUGAGAAGAGAAAGAGGAGAAGAUGAUGAAGAAGAAGAAGCUCACUUGAAUAAGCACCACCCCUUCUCCUCAGCAGCAACCUUAACUUACCAUUUUUACACCAUCCCACCACCACCCUCCCCUCCCCUCAGAGAAGCCCUUCCCCUCCUUACUCUCAGUCCCACAAGACCCUCAUCUAGAUUUCAAACUACAUCUUUACAUCCUAACAUUAAUGGACAACAAGAUUAUUAUGAAGAAGGAGAAGAUGAUGAUGAUGAUGAUGAUGAAGAUGAUGACCAACACCAACACAGACGACGACGACGACAACAACAACAACAACAAGAAGAUGAAGAUGAAGAAGCAGUCACUGUUGCUCUCCACAUAGGCCUUCCAAGUCUUAGCAGGACUGCAAGUGAUCUCAUAUCUAGACUCAACUCUUCCUCCUCCACAACUACUACUCCUACUCUCUCAAUGACCGAAGACCCUAAACAAGGUCCUCCUCAUCCUCAUCCUCCUCCUCCUCCUCCACCUCUCAUAGGAGGAAGGCUGCACAAAGGUCAAUACUGGAUACCAACACCUUCUCAGAUCCUCAUUGGUCCCACCCAGUUCUCUUGCCCAGUUUGCUGCAAGACCUUCAACAGAUACAACAACAUGCAGAUGCACAUGUGGGGACAUGGAUCACAAUAUAGAAAAGGUCCAGAGUCACUAAGAGGAACUCAACCAACAGCAAUGCUAAGGUUACCAUGUUACUGCUGUGCUCCUGGUUGUCGGAACAACAUAGACCACCCAAGAUCAAAACCAUUGAAGGAUUUCAGAACACUUCAAACACAUUACAAGAGAAAGCAUGGAAUCAAGCCUUUCAUGUGUCGAAAAUGUGGCAAGGCUUUUGCUGUCCGUGGAGACUGGAGAACUCAUGAGAAGAACUGUGGCAAGCUUUGGUAUUGCUCUUGUGGAUCAGAUUUCAAGCACAAGAGGUCUCUCAAAGAUCAUAUCAAGGCUUUUGGUCAUGGUCAUGGUGCUUUAGGUAUUGACUGCUUCGAUGAGGAUGAUGAACCUUCGUCCGAGAUCGAACAAGAUUAAUUGAUACUUUAUAUCUACCUACCAAUCAAUUAAUUUCAAUCCAUGAUCAUGACAAAGAAGAAAGAGAAGAUGAUGAUGAUGAUGGGGAUGGAUAAUUUAGUAUCUUGUUGAUGAGUUUUAUAGUUUGAUAUGUUCAUGAUCAUUUAUCCAAAUAUAGAGCAAAACACAAAGAUGUGAAGCCCAUCCCUGAUGAGUGAAUGAAUGCUCUAUAUAUGCUUUGUUAAUCUUGGAAAUGGACUUGUGGUAAUUGGUUUAGUUACCUUUUUCGCAAAGUUUUCAUUUCUUUUAUAUAUA